AUGAUUAUUCAAUGGCAAGUCUUGCUUGCUAUCUGGAGUUUAAUAUUAAUUAAAGUCUCAUUGGCGGAACAUGCAUUAAGGGACUCUCGUGAGUUAUGGGAGCCCAAUCACAGUACCUCUUACAUAGAAGCAGAUGCCGAUUCAAAUAGCAUAAGUCCAAGUGAAGAAAAGAGACGGUUUCAGCGCUCAUUUUUAAAGAAAUUCUGGAAGAACAGCGGUUUGCAAGAUCUUUUCGGUGACGAAGGAUGCGUUAGCUGCUGUAAAAAUGAAGACUAUCAAGCUGGCGAGGGCGAUACUUAUCAGACACCACCUGCCGCAGCUAACAUGCCUUACUUACCGUUGACACCACCAUUAGCACCAUUGCCACGAUUUGAUCCGCUACGUCUUUUCCAACCAUUUUUUAGACCCGUCAAUGGUAAUGAACAGAAUAAUAAUGGCUAUUCAAACAACUAUGAUAGUAGUGGCACAAAUUCCAAUGUAAAUGAUGGUGUAAAACCUAAUUGUUAUGAAAGUGGAAACAGCAAUAACGAUGCCAAUCCCAAUAAGAAUCUUAAUGACGGUAAAACUGAUGUUACUUAUGAAAAGCCAAAUGUGGACUACAGUGAGGAUGGAUACGUUAAACCAGAGUUAGGCCCGAAAAGUCAUCUAGCCACUGUCGUAUAUCAGCCAAUUAUUUAUGUUUCGCCGCAAUAUACACCAGCUCCUACAAAUAAUGGCCGUGGGGAUGCUUCAACGUAUCCUGGUGAAUCACCAUAUAAUUCACAACCAUCACCAUCAGCUGCAAUAACAACACAGCCUUGCAGGUGCUACGGAGAAUCUGACAUUAACCCAACGAACGGAGUUCAUCCGCCCAAAAUGCCAAAUCCCAUCAUUUUGACUGCAGCAGAUCAGCCAUAUCGCAAUUGUCCUGAACUUUUUACCGAAUAUUGCAACAAGAUAAAUUAUUUAUACUAA
Molecule: messenger RNA, 954 nt
Organism: Ceratitis capitata (Mediterranean fruit fly)
Lineage: Eukaryota; Metazoa; Arthropoda; Insecta; Diptera; Tephritidae
Gene: psd
Product: myb-like protein A
Exons: 1
Coding region: 1-954 (317 amino acids)
Source: RefSeq, a predicted model, not a curated record